AUGGAAACACAGCACAUGCAACACCACCACCAUCACCAUUUCGUGCUUGUCCAUGGAUCAUGUCAUGGAGCAUGGUGCUGGUUCAAGCUGGCGGCAAAGCUCAAGGCCGACGGUCACCGAGUGACAGCUAUUGAACUUGGUGGGUCCGGGAUCGACACGAGGCGGCUCGACGAGAUUCGUUCUGUCUCGCCUUUGAUGAGUUUCAUGGGCUCUCUUCCUAAAGAAGAGAAAGUGGUUCUUGUUGGCCAUAGUUAUGGUGGUAUUGGGACAUCUCUGGCCAUGGAAAGGUUUCCGACCAAAAUCUCUGUCGGAAUCUUCAUCUCCGCAUACAUGCCACACCAUGAGUCUCCUCCUUCCGUUCUCAUUCAAGAGUAUUUCAAACGACUUCCUGAUGGAUUCGCCAUGGAUUGUGAGUUUACAUUCGAGGAAGGACCAGAACAGCCGCCAACUUCAGUUAUGUUCGGUAAUAAUUUCUUGAAGAAGGCAUAUACUAAUUGCCAGCCAGAGGAUAUAGAACUAGCCAUGGCGUUGGUGAAACCGAGCUGGUUAUACCCAAAGGAAAUGGAAAGUAAAGAUAUGCUGACGAAGGAGAACUAUGGAUCUAGGAAAAGAGUGUUUAUAGUCUGUGAAGGCGACAAUGUGGUUCCAGAGGAGAUUCAGAAGUGGAUGAUUAGUAACUACAAACCCAAUGAAGUGAAAGUGGUUGAAAAAGCUGGUCACAUGGCUAUGAUCACUAAGCCUCAACAGCUUUCUCAACUGCUACAGGAAAUAGCAGCGAAAUACAACUGAUAAAAUGUAACAAUUUAUUGAGUUUGAGUAUCCUGAAAUUAAAGCUUGCCAUCUGGAGUUUUGUAUGAAUCACGAUAUGAUUCGUUAUAUUAAAUGAUAUGAAUAAAUAGGGUGAGUGAUUCUAAAUAUUCUGUAUUACAUUGCUUGCUGUAUUUGGAUGGGGCAGUUUCACAUUGGUUUAAACAGUAUCUUAUACCUUUCGGAUUUGGAUUGUGG
Messenger RNA from Eruca vesicaria subsp. sativa (arugula), 1005 nucleotides. The record is from the annotation of a GenBank genome assembly. NCBI's taxonomy places the organism in Eukaryota, Viridiplantae, Streptophyta, Magnoliopsida, Brassicales, Brassicaceae.